ACCAGAUUAAAGCUUUAUAUAGUGAAAUACGCAGUUAGAAAGCGCAGGAAUAAAACCCAGCUCCUUUAUUCGACAUGUUUGUGAUAUUUGUAUUGUACACGGCGUGUGUCACACUUAUCAGCAGCCAGAAAGAGGACCCGGAUGUUUCCAAGUGCCCUGCUAAACUGACGAGAAACCAGUAUCUGGCAGCACGGGGUGACAUGUGUUACGAGUUUGUCCUCUACAAGACUAGAAUCCAGACACAAGCGGAGCGGGAGUGCGCCGUGAAUGGAGGAAAUCUCGUCACAGUCAAGGACAAAAGUAUGGAGGAUUUCAUUGGGGACAUGAUGCACAAGUUAAGAUAUGAUGGGCGGGUCUGGAUUGGACUGAACGAUAUUAAAACUGAAGGGGAGUACCACUGGAGCACAGGAGAGAACGCCACGUACUUACACUGGGCCCGGCACGAACCGACGUUUUUCCUGUCUGCGUUUGAAGAUUGCGUGAUUCUAGAUGCCACAAAACACAUGCAGUGGCUCGAUCUACCCUGUCAUAUACAGAUAAGACUGACGUUGUCAGGGUAACCAGCUCUACCACUCGCGAGACUUCCGCAACCACUAAAUCGACCACAAGUGCUACCACCACAGGCUCCACAUUACCAGUCGACACGGAUAUACCCAUACUAACAGGCCUACACAACGACAGCAUUCUCAUGACGACUACACCCGAUCCUACGACAGCCAUUCCUGAAACGCCCAAACUGCAUCUUUAAAAGAUAUAAAAGUCCAAAACAAAAUUUGCACUUUACUUUUUUUGUUGUUAUUAACACGUAGAUUCUUGCUUAAAUUGUGAAUUUUUGCUUUCUCGUAAACACCCCACUAUGUUAGUGGUUUUUACAGACAGAUGUCGCUACUUUAGCUUAA
This is a messenger RNA of Gigantopelta aegis, 899 nucleotides long. Its product is annotated as galactose-specific lectin nattectin-like. The record is from RefSeq and is a predicted model, not a curated record. The coding region runs from base 75 to 560 and encodes 161 amino acids. The transcript is spliced from 4 exons. NCBI's taxonomy places the organism in Eukaryota, Metazoa, Mollusca, Gastropoda, Neomphalida, Peltospiridae.